AUGGAAAUUGAUUAUCGCACUCGUUUAACAGCAAUGUUGGAUGUGAUAUUCUUUCUAUUGAAGCAAGGGUUGCCUUUUCGAGGACACGAUGAGUCAACUAGUUCUUCAAAUAGAGAGAUCACACUUGCUACAAUCAAUGAUAUUGGAGAUAAAUUAUUUUCUUUGAUGGUUGAUGAGGCUCUAGACAGUUCAGUGAAGGAGCAUAUGAGAAUUGUUUUGAGAUAUGUGAAUAAAGAAGGAUGUGUGAUUGAACGAUUUCUUGCAGUUGUGCAUGUACCUGACACUAGCUCUCAUUCUUUGAAAAUGGCUAUUGAUGCUUUAUUUAUGCAACAUGGUUUAUCAUUAUCUAGAUUGAGAGGCCAAGGAUAUGAUAGAGCUUCAAAUAUGAGUGGUGAAUUCAAUGGAUUGAAAUCUCUGAUACUACAAGAAAAUCUAUUUGCAAUGUAUGUUUACUGUUUCUCUCACUAG
Molecule: messenger RNA, 468 nt
Organism: Zingiber officinale
Lineage: Eukaryota; Viridiplantae; Streptophyta; Magnoliopsida; Zingiberales; Zingiberaceae
Product: zinc finger MYM-type protein 1-like
Exons: 2
Coding region: 1-468 (155 amino acids)
Source: RefSeq, a predicted model, not a curated record